CCCAUGAUUUAUAUCCUCUUUGAAGCUCACAAACUGAACUUAACAUUACUUUCUUCCAUACACAUAGAUAUGGCAACAAUUUAUGGUGUAAACCUCUCAAGUCCAAGGAUCUUGCCCAAGGCAGCUAAGACACCUAAAGUACAGGCUCUCAAUGUCGGGUCGCUCCGCUGCUCGUGGAAGCAAUCGACCCGGUUCGGAGCCGUACGAUUGAGAGUUCCACCGGUUCACGCUGCUCCGGAUAAGAUAUCAGAUAAGGUAGAAGAGAGUAUAAAAAAUGCAGAGGAGGCUUGUGCAGGCGACCCUGUGAGUGGCGAGUGCGCUGCAGCAUGGGACGAAGUUGAGGAAUUGAGCGCAGCGGCGAGCCAUGCUCGUGACAGGAAGAAGGAGUCGGAUCCAUUGGAGAACUAUUGCAAAGACAAUCCAGAGACCGAGGAAUGUCGCACCUAUGACAAUUGAGUAAUGAAAUGAUAUCAAAUUUUAGGCAUUUUAUUUCAUCUAUAUAUUGAUUUGGGUUAAAGUUAUUGGACGACAUGUUGUUGUAUAACUUUUUAAAGUUGUUAAUUUUACAAAGUUGCAUGAAUAUGGCCAUAAACUCGUCUUAGAUAAGAGCUUUAGAUAUUAUCCACACGUUAUGAUUAAGCUUUGAGAAAAGGUUUUUCUCGUCUACCUUAUUUUGGCCAUUUCUUGCUUGUAAAUUGCCUUUCAAAGUGGGAACCUAGGGAAUUAUAAAGAUAAAUUAUUUGUUUAUC
Messenger RNA from Benincasa hispida (wax gourd), 749 nucleotides. Its product is annotated as calvin cycle protein CP12-1, chloroplastic-like. The record is from RefSeq and is a predicted model, not a curated record. NCBI's taxonomy places the organism in Eukaryota, Viridiplantae, Streptophyta, Magnoliopsida, Cucurbitales, Cucurbitaceae. Gene Ontology annotation, cellular component: chloroplast. Gene Ontology annotation, biological process: negative regulation of reductive pentose-phosphate cycle.